This is a messenger RNA of Cicer arietinum (chickpea), 1704 nucleotides long. Its product is annotated as protein phosphatase 2C 51-like. The record is from RefSeq and is a predicted model, not a curated record. Gene Ontology annotation, biological process: protein dephosphorylation. Lineage: Eukaryota; Viridiplantae; Streptophyta; Magnoliopsida; Fabales; Fabaceae. Gene Ontology annotation, molecular function: protein serine/threonine phosphatase activity; cation binding.
UUUAUUGUCCCUCAGAUCUCGCAAUCAGACACUUUAAAUUUGCGUAUUCUCCCACUACCGCCGUUUUUAUCAACACUUCAGAAUUUAUGCCUUUACAUGCAAAAACGACGAUGAAGAACAUGAAACGACACUCGUUGGAAUUGUCUAACCGACGAGUUGCUUCGGUUGAGGCGGUUACGAAAUUAGAGAAUGUUCACCGGCGGAGGUUGAAAAUUCGGAGAAUGAAGUAUAGCUGUCAGGCGAAAAUUCACGUUGGAGACGGCUCCGCCGGCGGGACGGCAACGGGGAUGGUUGGAACGGAGAAUGAGCGACGAGAGAUUCACGAAGCGGUUGAGAUAUCCCUGUCGCUGACGACGACGUCGUCAUCGGAGGAGGAGGAUCGGUCGUCGAAGCGAAACGGAGAAGUUAUAUCGUACGGUUCGGUGUCGACGAUAGGGAGGAGGAAGGAAAUGGAGGAUGCAGUGAGUGUGGAGAUAGGAUUUGCGACGAUGGAGAGAGAUAAAUGUGAUUUCUUCGCUGUUUACGACGGUCACGGAGGAUCUCAGGUUGCGGAGGCGUGUCGGGAGAGGUUGCACCGGAUUGUCGCGGAGGAGGUGAAGAGAUGCGGGAAUAAUGACGUGGAAUGGGAGUGGGUAAGAGUGAUGGAAGGGUGUUUUGGUAAAAUGGAUAGAGAAGUUGCGGAUAAUGCAGCGGUUAGGACUGUGGGGUCCACGGCUGUUGUGGCAGUUGUGGCUAAGGCGGAGAUCGUUGUUGCGAAUUGUGGUGACAGUAGGGCAGUUAUGGGAAGAGAUGGCGAAGCCGUGGAAUUAUCUAGUGAUCAUAAGCCUGACAGGCCUGAUGAGUUGAUCCGAAUAGAAGAAGCUGGUGGAAGGGUCAUAAACUGGAAUGGCCACCGUGUUCUUGGUGUUCUUGCCACUUCUCGAUCUAUAGGUGAUCAGUAUCUUCGACCGUAUGUAAUAUCGAAACCUGAAGUCACCGUGACAAACCGAACCAGCGACGAUGAAUUUCUGAUACUAGCAAGUGAUGGUUUGUGGGGUGUCAUGUCCAGUGAAGUUGCCUGCCAAGUUGUAAGAAAAUGCUUCAAUGGAAAAAUUAGGAGAGUUUGUGAUGGGGUUGGGAAUCAAAGUCGUGCUGUAGAAGCUGCAGCACUAUUGUCUGAGAUAGCAUUAGCAAAGGGUAGCAGAGACAAUACCAGUGUCAUAGUAAUCGACCUAAGAGGAACAAUAGCAUCAAGUUAACACCUCUAUAAUAUUUUCCAUCAAACCUUUGCCCCAAGAUGUUAUCUGAUAUAUAUAGAUAUAAUAAUGGUUAAUUAGAUAUCCUCUUUAAGAUGGCUUUAAAUUGAAUGCAGUUACGCUGCAAAUCUUUGCAUUGAGAGAAAAUGCGGACAAAUGUGGUUGAUGCAGUUUAAAUUGUAGUUGUUAGGUGCGGCAGAAACUUCAAAAUCCGUGAUAUUACAUUUACAGCUGCAAUUGUGAUUGUGUAUUGGAAUUUUAAACCAUGAUUUCUAAGACACUUCCUCAAACACAUUCCAUGUUAUUAGUUGAAAUUUAUGUGAGUUUAACAUUCCAAAUAGAUUUCAGUAUAUUAAGAGUUACUAACACUUGAGUUCAUGUUUUUCCAACAAUAGAGUGUGUUUGAAAGUGUUUCUAGAAAAUGUACUAUGACAUUAUUUUACGACAAUUGAUAAUGGGAAUUGAGUGA